AAUGUUUUUUUUUUUUUUUAAUGAUCAAGUCGUCCUCCCAGCCUAUGUACACUAGUUACAAGGGUCAAACACGACAUAAAGUUGAAGACGGAUUUUUAAAUUUUUGGUUAAACAUUCCUUUAAAGGUGUUUUUCCCAAGUGGUUUCACUUUUGAAUUUGCCCCAUAGCCUACAGGAUGCAAGAUAUGCCUUUAAUUCCAGCGGUUUAAAAUUCCUGUCUUUUGGCUAAUUGCGCAGUCUUACACUUGUAAAUAUUGCUUAGCCUACAUAGCGAGUCUUUAUUUUAUAAUGCGUAGGUAGUCAAGCUCUAAAGUUGGUCCCUAAGAACCUAUAGUGUCAUCUUGUCCUGCCAGAUUUUUUCCCCCCACAGUGAAGCUUCUGCUGCAAACGCUUGUUUCUAGAGUCCAGUCCAGCAUGGGUGUACGGGCACGAGUUCUUCUCUGCUGGCUUCAGGUUGUUUGUGCUGUCGUGUUUGGUGAUGUUUGGAAGGUGAAGGUAGAGUCUGAAAUGGAGGCUCUGGUCUCAUCUUGUGUCGUGUUGCCCUGUUCAUUCAAAUACCCUGCUCAACAACAGCCCUCCAGUCGUAUUAAAGGCAUGUGGCACAUGAAGGACAAAUGGGAGGAUUUCAUCUAUCACAAUGAUCCUACAAGGGUUCUAGACAAUUUCAAGGGUCGUACAAAACUGAUUGGGUCACUGGGUGAUUUAAACUGCUCCUUGGAGAUUGAUGAAGUCAAAAACCAUGACAACGGCCCGUAUUGUUUCAGGGUGGAAUUAGAGACAUCAAAAACAGACAAAUACUCCUUUGUGGAUAACUGUGUGACAAUUAAUAUGAUUGAGCAAGCAUUAAAACCUGAGCUGCAGGCUGAGACGGCUGUGCAAGAGGGUCAACCCACAGUCUUCAAAUGCUCUAUCCGGCACACCUGUCCGUCCCAUCAGCCCACUCUCAGCUGGAGCCACUCUGGAAAAACCAUCAUGAGCUAUAAGGAAAUUGGUCAUGGAAAAUGGGAAGCAGAAUCUCUGCUUACCUUCAUCCCAACAAAAAAGGAUGAUCACAACUCUAUCACAUGCACAGUCAAGUACCACGGGAGUGUCAGGGGUGAAAUGCAAGCCACACAGCCUAUCUUUGUGAAAGAACAAGCAACUCUCAACCACAUCCUCAUACCAACCAUCUCUGGUCUUGGAGCUGCUCUUUUGGUUGGAUUACUGUGUUUCUUAGUUGUCAAGAGAUACAAGAAGCGCAUUGCAGAUCUUCAAUCCAGAAACGACAAUGGAAUAUGGAGUCGACUAUCAAGAAUGUCUCGCAGGUUUCGUUCAGAUGAAAGCAGCGGUGGUCCAGGUGGCAGAGAGCAGAGGAGGUCUAUUUGGAGUAGAUUUUCAAGGAGAGGUCAAGGGCAUCAGAUUGACAGGAAUUUUGACAAUAGGGCAAACAACGUAUGUACGGUGUCAGGAAACAAGCCUUUCGACAAACCUCGUAUGCCAUCACCAAAGAGUAAGGCCAAAUGCUACUCUGGUGAUGAUUGUGAUGAUGAUUACACCAACACGGCAGACCUCAACUUAUAUGGAAAUAUCUGAUGAAAAUGCCAGUAGAUUUCACAUCAAGAUCUUCAGGCAGUAAUCCUGCCUACAAUCCUACAGGCAAAUUUUUUUUUUUUUUUUUUACAUAAUUUUUCACUAUUUUUGAAGUAACACAUUAAAUGUGAAAGUACCAUAUUAUGCAAUCAUUUCAGACAUUUUUUCCUUACACAGAACCUUUUUGGCAUAAAGGGUUCUUUAAAAUUGAGUCAAGGACCAAAGGGUUCUACGUAGAACUCCAUUGAACAUUCUUCUAAGAGUGUACAUUUUACACUCUAGAUAUAUAUAUAUGUAUAAAAAAAUUAUUGUAUAAUUAAUGUACAUAAUAGUCAUAUAUAGCAGUGGCGAGCGGUGACUUUUAAACCCUGGGUGGCGUGUUAUGUCAAAAAUGCAGCUGGAGCAGAUCAUAGACUGUAAAAAAAGAUGGACGACGCACCUUCACAGUGUGCCAAUAUGGCGCUGACAUCUUGCAGAAUCAGUUAAUAAAGCAGAACAACUCAAUAUGUCAUUGUGAAAUAAACAGUUCUGGAAAUGUAGAAUUUAAAGUUAAAGCUCCAAUCUCCUCCCGAAGAUCGAGAACAAAAAGUCCUUUGGUGCUUCAGUGACAACUUCGCUCCGAGAAGCUGUCAAUCACAGCUGUCAAUCAUGACAUCAAAACCCGUGUUUUUAUGGCAUCAAAUAACUAACUAAAAACAAACUUAUUUAAAGAACAAACGUUUUAACUAACAUCAGCGUGAUAAAAAUUGUCUAAAAUGACAGAAAUGAUCUUUGGAAAAAAAAUAUUUUGACGUGUAAUUUGACUGUUUAGUUUGUCUCGCGUUCCAUUACAUUACAUGGAGAGGGCAGGGUUUAUGACCGAUCCAGACGCUUUGGCUUAUCUUUUUAGGACUCGUGUGGCACCCUUGGUACAGAUACAUUUGAUCGACAGAAUGUUAUAGCUGCUCAGUUGCUUACUCUCAUUACACAUAGCAACACAGCUGAAAGUAUUCCUUGUUUGACCUUUAGAAAGUAGCCUACAUUUACCUCUUGAUGCCUUCACAAGCACCCGUAAAAGCUGUUGUUUUUGGUUUGAGUCAGGCGAGAUGCGCGAAACGGCCGUUUGCAAAAUAUGCUGUAUUUUUGUAAUUCUACUAGGUGGCACUAAUGUCACAGAAACUGCUUCACCUACGGUACGGUGCAUCGGCUGAAGACACACAUCUAAAUCAGAGAUGACAAAUGAACACCAUGGCAUGCAUCAAUUUAAAUGCAUGCCAGAAGUGUUUUUUUUUUUUUUAAUUAAGAAUUAAAAUAAGUUGGCCUAUAAUAUAAUAAUUAUUAGUAGCCUAUUCAGUUAUGACUUUUUUCACUUGAUUUAGUUGAGUUUGUUUUGUCUCAAAUACAAUGUGAUUUUCAUUUGAUCGAUCUGGAAGCAGCAGCACAUUUUUCCUCUUGGGCGAGCAAUCCGCUUGCAACUUUUCCAGUGCACUGAAUCCCCCAUAGGCCAACAAACAUUGAGAACGCGGAACAAUGAUGACGAUACAUAACAACAGAGUAAAGGCGCAAAAGCUGCUGUAGAUCCGCUUACCCAGAAGCCUCUGUAACUGGCAGAUUUAAAGAAACUUACCGUUGUUUGAAAGAAAAAAAUACUAUGAAAAAGUAUUUUAAAAAAGUAUUUUCCAACAUUUUAUCAUGUAGGCUUUAUGGUAUACCUCAAACAGAGGAAUUUAUAGUAAUUUAUAGUAAUUUUUUGUGUUAAUGUUAAUCAGUGAGUCCACAAAUGGCUUGGGUAUGCAGAGCAUUCGCAGCUUAUAUGGACCGCACGCUACUGAUAUAUAGUACUAAAAUACUUUUUAAUGUGUGAGAGACAAUGAAACAUUUAGCUGAACUUUCUGUUUUGAAUCUUUAGAUGGCACAGGCUGACAGGUCCUUAACUCAAUCUGCUUGCAAUCACAUUGUUAUCUUUAAGGCACAGCUGAUUGGUUCCUGCUAUAUCAGUAGCCAAUGAGCUCACUGCUCAACCUUCAAAUACUUGGUCAGCAUUUGCUGUAGCAGUUGCAGUGCGCUUUUCAGAAACCCUCAGUAUCCCCUGCUCCUCCUGUAUAAAUCUGCUAUGGGUAAUUCAUGUAAGCUAUUUUGUACAGCAGUAGCAUGUCUUACUUGCUCACAGCAGCAUGUCAUGUAUGUAUUGGCAAUAGUAAGUCCCGUACUUGCUCUGCAACGGCAGCAGCAGCAGCAUCAGUAACCAAUAGCAACAAUAACAGAAACAGCAGUGUAGCAGAUCUUUUCUGCCAAGACCAAACAUAACAUUUUCAAACACUCAGAGAGUUGACAUGACAGAACUGUAUUUGUAUUUUCAUUUUUGGGAAAUAAUUUGCAGACCCCAUGCAACUUCCCAUUGACACUGUUUUAGAGACAAGCUGUUUUGUGUGUUUAUUUCAGUUUUUUAUGACCAAAAAAUACUCAAAUGUAAAAUAGCAUCUUGAUGUUUAAUUUGUACCAGCUUAAAUGUUUAAUAAAAUGCACUGCAAUACA
This is a messenger RNA of Ctenopharyngodon idella (grass carp), 4082 nucleotides long. RefSeq names its product sialic acid-binding Ig-like lectin 14. The record is from RefSeq and is a predicted model, not a curated record. Lineage: Eukaryota; Metazoa; Chordata; Actinopteri; Cypriniformes; Xenocyprididae. The transcript is spliced from 13 exons. Bases 414 to 1571 code for a protein of 385 amino acids.